Formica exsecta is the source of this 1931-nucleotide messenger RNA. It is a transcript of the gene Ids, whose product is annotated as iduronate 2-sulfatase. The transcript has 10 exons. The record is from RefSeq and is a predicted model, not a curated record. Gene Ontology annotation, molecular function: iduronate-2-sulfatase activity. NCBI's taxonomy places the organism in Eukaryota, Metazoa, Arthropoda, Insecta, Hymenoptera, Formicidae. Bases 78 to 1931 code for a protein of 617 amino acids.
CCGUGGCCGUUUCGCAUAAUCCUCGUUCGCGGAGGAGGACAAAGAACCCCUCGUUCAAGCUGUAUUGUAAGCGCGAGAUGUUGACCUGCAUCAAUCUGAUUGUAAUUACGCUGAUACAUAUCGCCGCGACACGUCCGAAUUUCUUGUUGAUCAUUGUCGACGAUCUAAGGACCGCCUUGGGAUGUUACGGUGAUAUUAAUGCAUAUACGCCGAAUAUAGAUGCCUUGGCCGAGAAUAGUAUCGUUUUUACCGAGGCAUUCGCGCAGCAAGCUUUGUGCGCGCCUAGCAGAAAUUCAUUCCUGACGAGUAAAAGACCGGAUACUCUUCGGCUUUAUGAUUUUUACAGUUAUUGGCGUGAAAAAGUUGGUAAUUAUACCACGUUACCGGAGCAUUUGAAAAACAAUGGAUACACUACAAUGUCCAUAGGAAAAGUGUUUCAUCCAGGUAUAAGUUCUAAUGGAUCAGACGACAGUCCUUAUUCGUGGACCGAGAAGCCUUUUCACCCAUAUACAGAUCGGUACAAAAAUGCUCCCGUGUGUAAGAGAAGCCCGCAAUCGGAAGCAGCGACGAAUAUUGUAUGUCCGGUACGUGUAUCAGCCAUGCCAAAUAAAACAUUACCCGAUAUCGAGACAUUACGCGAAGCGAGGAAAUUCAUACAUGAGCAUAGAGGAGAUAACGAUCCCUUCUUUCUUGCUGUCGGUUUUCAAAAGCCUCACAUACCGUUGAAGUAUCCCGAACGCUAUCUAAAAUAUCAUCCUAUAUGGAAGUUCAAAAUGUCCGAGCCAUACCUAUGGCCGGAUAAUGUAAACAACGUUGCUUAUAAUCCCUGGACCGAUCUACGAUGGAGGAAGGACGUGGCGAAAUUGAGAUUGAAAUUUCCAUGGGAAAGGAUACCAGAGAAAUAUGGGAAACUAAUUAUCCAAUCGUACUAUGCAGCCGUAUCUUAUGUUGACAAUAUGAUCGGCAAGCUUAUACACCAACUACAUGUCUCGAGGAUUCGAGAAAAUACUAUUGUAAUAUUAACAUCCGAUCACGGUUGGGCACUUGGAGAGCACGCUAUUUGGUCUAAAUAUAGUAACUUCGAUGUUGCUGUACACGUACCUCUGAUAAUAUCGAUUCCGACAGUCACGUUUGAUACUGAUGAUAAUUACGCUAGAUCUAUGCAUGAUGAAAGAUAUAAUAUAACGCACAUUACAAAUUAUGAUGAAAUGAGAGAUAAAACAGAUUCGGAGUACAUGAUACCUGAUGAAAGAGAAAUCGGCAUUUGGAAUAGUACAAAAUAUAAUACAAGAGGGUAUAAAAGAAUGAUUUUGGAGACAUACAUUCGACAAAGAUAUAAGAAAUCUGUGGAAAGCAGCACGUUAUAUAUUUCUAAAAAGCUGAAGAGAAACUAUUGUCGAGUUACGAACGCUGUCGUAGAGCUCGUAGAUAUAUUUCCGACGAUCGCGGAUCUGGCGGGUGUUCCCGUGCCAAUAUGUCAAAAUGUCGAAGAAAAUCAUCGAAUGCGCUCGAAAACUAUUUCCAUUUCUCGAAAGGAAGCGUCCGAUCCUUGUAGCGAGGGUAUUACGCUCCUACCACUCGUAGAAAGUACGUUAAGAUGUCAGAAUGUAUCUUGGAAAAGAGCGGCCUUCAGUCAAUAUCCGAGACCAGGAAUACAGCCUACGCUUCGUCCCAACAGUGAUAAACCCCGUUUGAAGGAGAUAACUACAAUGGGUUAUACUUUGAAGACCAGCGAUUAUCGUUAUACAGCGUGGAUACCAUUUGCGCAUGAAACAUGCAAACCAGAUUGGGACAUUAUUAUCGCAGAGGAAUUAUACGAUCACAGAACUGAUCGGGCGGAAGAUUUUAAUAUAGCAACCUCGCUGAAAAUGUUUAACACGAAGAAAUAUCUUAGAUCGUUGUUAAAAAAUGGAUGGAGAGACAAAAGGUAA